ACCCUUCUUCUGGUCUGUCGGGUGAAGGAGGAGUGGGGGCUGUGUGAUAUGCCUGAGGUUUUUUUUGUUAAGGAAGAUGGCGGAUGAGAAGCAGACUGCUGAAAAUGUCUUGAAUGACGGAGGACCCGAAGAGAAGGGAGGCAAAGGUGUGAAAACUAAGACUGUCUCUUCCAGCAAUGGAGGGGGGAGCGCUGGCCGGAGCGCGGACAAGCGAUCUGCCAAAGAGGCAGCCGGGGACUCCAACUCACAGCCGGCACCGGCCAAAGUCUCUAAAAUAGCAUUCCCAUCAGGCAGUCAGCUGAUCAAGAAGCCAGCCCCUAUCUCUAUCAAACUGGGAGCCAGUAAACCGAAAGAGGCUGCUCCAAUUCUGCCUGUGAAAAUACCUGCGGUAGCAGCAGUUUUCAACGAGGAUGAAGAUAGUGAACCAGAAGAGAUGCCACCAGAAGCAAAAAUGAGGAUGAAAAACAUCGGCAGGGAUACGCCUACAUCGGCAGGACCCAACUCAUUUAACAAGGGCAAGCAUGGGUUUUCUGAUCACCAAAAACUCUGGGAGAGGAAGCAAAAGAAACAGCUAGACAGGACUCCAGAUAAAUAAAUUACAUGUUGUCAGCUUUUGUUUUUUUUUGUGUGGUUGGGUUUGAGGGAGGUGGGGGGAGAGGGUUUUUUAGUUUUGAGUUACCACAUUAAAACAAAUGUAAAUAUAAAAAAAUAAUAAACCAACUAUAAUAUCCUGUCUUUAAAUUAUUUUGGUUAAGUCUUCUUUAAUGUUGUGCAUUAUUUUUUUUUGUUAGAACAUAGGUAUAAUACACUAGCAUAAUACUAUAUAAUAAAUUCAUACCAUGAUAAGUGAUUGAUUAAAAAUAAUACAUGCAAAUUUGGGGACUCAUUCCAGUUCAUAAAAAUAUAUUACCAAUAACAAGUUUCUGUGAAAAAAACCUGGAUAAUUAUAUAGCAAUUACCAUUUCAUUGCUGGAUUCCAUUUCAGGGGGAAAAACUGGGUUUUACAAUAUUUGUUACUGCUUUGUCAACAAAUUUUAACCACUUGACUGACAAUUUUAAUGGAGACAUUGUAUUUUGUGUAAUUGCAUGGAAUACAAUUCUGGUACCAGGCAGUUUUUUUAAAAAACAAUGAGAGAUAGUAAGGCUAAACAAAACUUACUGAAAAUGCCAACAAACUACUGUAUUACAGCCUUGCAGUGGUUAAAGUUUGUUUUCACUAAAGCCUUACCUUGUUCAGUAGCUGAUAGGUUGAUUACCUUUCUUAGAUAUUCUUAAGGAAAACCUUUUUUUUUCCCUUUCAUGGCAACUGUUAGCAACCCACAAUCUUAAAAUGAGUUCUGUCAAAUAAUGCUUUCAUUGAAUUGAAUGUUAUUACCUGGUGUGUAGUUCUGCUUUCUACAAUAAUUCUAAGGGCUCAGCAGCCAAGAACUACACUAGCCUUCACUGUCCUAUGUUUUAAAUGUGAUAGUGUGGUGUAUUUCUGCCUACACAUUGCUGAUGCUGUACACCAUUCUUGCAGCAGUUGCAAAUAUCUGCUUUAAUGUAAUUGAGAAACAACAUAUGUAAUGUGACAAUGUAGUGUGUUUAAAAAAAAUGUUAAAACCACAUAGAUUAUUAUAGUUUUUAAUUAAGUCUUCAUUUAACAUGAGACCCUGAGAUUUCUAGUUAUCACAGAAAGGUUACCCUGACGUAAAACUACAAAACGUGUCAGCAGGUACAAUAUUGUGCUGGUAAUGAUGGUCUUUCUUUAACGUCACGGUUUAAUUUUUUUAUGCGAUCAGAUAUUAUAUAUAGCAUUUUAUUUCUGUUAAAUAGAUAAGACAGGAUAUGUAAACUAAACAUGUAAAGAAAAUGUACUGUGUGUAAGUGUGUGCUCAUCCCAUUUUGUUUUUCAGAGUUGGUCAGUGUUGGUUAAAUAAACUGUUUAGGAUAAA
This is a messenger RNA of Acipenser ruthenus (sterlet), 1934 nucleotides long. Its product is annotated as PEST proteolytic signal-containing nuclear protein-like. The record is from RefSeq and is a predicted model, not a curated record. The transcript is spliced from 5 exons. Gene Ontology annotation, biological process: proteasome-mediated ubiquitin-dependent protein catabolic process; protein ubiquitination. Lineage: Eukaryota; Metazoa; Chordata; Actinopteri; Acipenseriformes; Acipenseridae. Bases 77 to 595 code for a protein of 172 amino acids. Gene Ontology annotation, cellular component: nucleus.